GCUAGCGAUAAAGUAGCUAGAAGAGGUAUCCCGUUCGUUCCAUCGGGAGCUUAGCUUAAUAUUUAGAGGGCUUAAGAGGUGCUAAAAUGCGGAGUUCGUUGGGGGAACGUGCGGGAUGCGGGGAUGAAACGGCUCUUGGAAUGUGGGUGUCUGCUGAGGAUCUUUUAUAUCGAGAUCUCAUGGCACGGUAGAAAUGUAGAAAUGUAGAAAUGUAGAAAUGUAGAAAUGUAGUUUUAUCUUUUAUCUUAUUUUAAAGUAUAUCACAUAUAUCAUAUAUGACACUUUCUAGAAGAAGUAAACUCCCAGUUUGAGAAAGCAAGUAAGAAAGAGAGUUCCUUGUGUAAAGCUAUCAGGUCUAUUAACUAGGUCUAUAUAUAAGCUGUAGUUAAGCUGUCGGAUUGCCCCAUCAAUAAUGAGCACAGUGCCGCGGGUAUGUCAAUGCGGAAUUAGAAGGAUCGGACUCAUCGGAGUUUCUCUUUGGACGUGAGCUCUCGGCUCUCAGCUCUUAGCUCUCAGCUCUAAACAAUUAACACUCUCAAGCUGACCAACUUCUUGACUGCCGUGAGAAGGUUAAGCCACCCUAAGUAUGGCAUCUGUCCCAAGAAAGCUCUGGGAGCAUCCCAACCCCGAAAAGACACAGAUGCAUGAGUUGAUGCAGCGGCUGAAUAAGAAGUAUGCCACUGGCCUCAAGACAUUCCAAGAUUUAUAUCAGUUCUCCGUUACCAAGCGUUCCGACUUCUACACCGAAGUCUUUGAGUAUACCAAUUUAAUCUACACGGGUUCCUACACGAGAGCAGUGGAUGAGAGCCAGCCAAUUGACGCCAUCCCGCGCUGGUUCGAGGGUGUUCACCUCAACUGGGCCGAAAACCUCCUGUGGUCUCGCGGGCCCCAGGAUCCUACCGAUUACCACAGCACGGUAGGAAAGGAAAAUACUAAGAUCGCCCUGACCGAAAUUCGAGAGGGCGCGAGCAAAACCAGACAUGUCACGUGGGUAACGCUCCGAAAACUCGUAGCUCUCUAUGCCUCCGCCUUACACGCCGGUGGGGUUGGGCGAGGGGAUCGAGUUGUUGUCGUUGGGUCUAACAGCGUCGAGACGCUGGUGCUAUUUGCUGCCACGACAUGGCUGGGUGCUAUCUUUAGCAGCAGCUCAACCGAUAUGGGCGUUCAGGGCAUCUUGCAGAGAACGGUCCAAGUCAACCCCAAGUAUAUCUUCAUGGACGAUGCAGCUCUUUACAACGGGAAGCGAGUAGACUUACGCCAAAAGAUGACCGAGGUCGUUGCGGGGAUGAAAAGUUGUGAUCAAUUUUCAGGCUUGGUCUCAAUCCGUCGUUUCUACGACGCCUUAGAUAUAAGCAAUAUCCCCGGUGUCCAAACCCUACAUUCGUUCCUUGCAAAGGGCGACCCGUUUUCUCCUCCGCCAAUUGUUCGGAUAGCUUUCCACGAGCCUUUCCUCAUCUGUUACUCCUCAGGCACCACUGGCAUACCAAAAGCUAUUGUUCACUCCGUUGGGGGCGCUCUUCUAAACUAUCUCAAAGAAACUCGUCUUCACGAGAAUACCAACUCAAGUACUGUCACUCUGCAAUACACAACUACGGGAUGGAUCAUGUACCUCGUGUGCGUUGGCCAGCUUUUGGUCGGCGCACGCGUCGUCUUGUAUGAUGGGUCUCCUUUCCAGCCCGAUCUCCAGACUUUUAUAAAGUUGAUUGGUGACCAGAAAGUAACGAAGUUGGGCACCAGUCCACGGUGGUUCUACGAGGUUGCUAGGGCAGGAAUCUCACCCAGGCAAAUUACCGACUUGUCAAAUCUUCAAAUAGUAACAAGUACUGGUAUGGUACUCCCAGACCAACUGUUCGAGUGGUUCUACGACAAAGGGUUUCCAAGGCAUGUCCACUUAAGCAAUAUAUCUGGCGGAAGUGAUAUUGCUGGCUGCUUUGGAAUUGGCAAUCCACUUACUCCUGUCUACGUAGGUGGGACACAAGGUGUUUCUCUCGGCAUCAAAGUAGUUCUAUACGAUUCGUUACUUCCUCCUGGACCCGGAAAAGAAGUACCAGACGGGACACCUGGCGAGCUUGUGGCUACCGCCUCGUUCCCAAACGUACCGAUAUAUCUGUGGGGUGACAAGACGCCGACUGGCGUGCCUGGCCCGAAGUUCCACUCGGCCUAUUUUGCAAGAUUUGAGCAUGUGUGGGCACAUGGUGAUUUUUGUGUAUUCCACCCUGUUACCAAAAACCUCACAUUUCUCGGAAGAGCCGACGGCGUUCUGAACCCUAGCGGAGUGCGGUUUGGUUCUGCAGAAGUCUACUCAGUCCUCGAGAGGAAUUUUGCGGAUAAGGUGGCCGACUCGAUAUGCGUUGGGCAGAGGCGGCCUCAGGACAACGACGAGAGCGUAAUGCUAUUCUUGCUGAUGCGGCCGGGUCACAACUUCGACAGGAAGCUCAUAAACGAAGUUAAAGAGGCCAUCAAAAGGGAACUGACUAAGAGGCACGUACCUAAAUACGUAUUCGAGACCCCUGAGAUACCUACGACGGUCAAUCUGAAGAAAGUCGAGUUGCCGGUGAAACAAAUUGUCUCGGGUCAAAUCAUCAAGCCAAGUGGCACGUUGCUCAACCCGAAGAGCUUGGAUUAUUAUUACCAAUUUGCUAAGGUUGAAGACCUUGUUGCACCCAAGGAGAAGCUUUAAAGUGAAGCAAACGGAUAUUUGCGUAUGACUUGCAAAAUAAGGAUGAUAUUGCGGCCAUCUUUGAGUUUGAUUUGCGAAGGAAGAUUAAAGACAGUUUUGAUUUCAAAGCAAACA
Messenger RNA from Daldinia decipiens, 2794 nucleotides. RefSeq names its product acetoacetyl-coenzyme A synthetase. The transcript has 6 exons. Gene Ontology annotation, biological process: lipid metabolic process. The record is from RefSeq and is a predicted model, not a curated record. The coding region runs from base 587 to 2680 and encodes 697 amino acids. Gene Ontology annotation, cellular component: cytosol. Gene Ontology annotation, molecular function: acetoacetate-CoA ligase activity. NCBI's taxonomy places the organism in Eukaryota, Fungi, Ascomycota, Sordariomycetes, Xylariales, Hypoxylaceae.